GUUAUGUGACUCGGCAACAAAGAUUUGAGCAAGAGCUACUGAGCCGACUGAGCCUUGCGGGAUAAUUGGAAACAGAGCAACAUGACUUCGAUCGGUACCGGCUAUGACCUGUCAGCGUCACAGUUUUCACCCGAUGGUAGAGUUUUCCAAAUCGAAUACGCACUGAAGGCCGUCGAAAACUCCGGAACCGCAAUCGCUCUCCGAGGGAAAGACGGAGUGGUUUUCGCGGUGGAAAAGCUCGUCACAUCGAAACUCUACGAAAAGGGUUCGAAUAAAAGGAUUUUCACUGUCGACCGUCAUGUCGGUUGCGCCGUCGCUGGCUUGCUCGCGGAUGCGAAGCAGAUGAUCGAGACAGCCGCAAAAGAAGCUGCCAAUUACAGGAACGAGUACGGAUGUCCCGUCCCCAUUAGUUAUCUGAAGGACCAAGUGGCUCUCUACGUUCACGCAUACACACUGUAUUCGGCCAUCCGACCCUACGGAGCGAGUGUGCUCAUGGGCACGUACAACAAGUCUGAAGGGAGCAAGUUAUACUGCGUUGAACCGUCCGGUACCUGCUACGGCUACUUCGGUUGUGCUAUCGGCAAAGCUAAGCAGACUGCGAAAACCGAAAUGGAGAAACUGAAGUUAUCCACCCUCACUUGCCGUGAGCUGGUUAAGGAAGCUGCGAAAAUAAUUCACAUCGUCCACGACGAAGUCAAGGACAAGGAUUUCGAGCUUGAGCUCAGCUGGGUGUGCGAAGAGUCCAAUGGUCUCCACCAAGCGGUUCCCGAAGCACUCCAUGACGAAGCCGAAGCGUUCGCGCGACAAGCGAUGGAAGACGACUCAGACGAAGGAGAAGAUUGAAGUUCUAAAUAAAGCCUUAUGUCUCUAUUUGUUUA
Molecule: messenger RNA, 878 nt
Organism: Galendromus occidentalis (western predatory mite)
Lineage: Eukaryota; Metazoa; Arthropoda; Arachnida; Mesostigmata; Phytoseiidae
Gene: Prosalpha7
Product: proteasome alpha7 subunit
Exons: 6
Coding region: 82-843 (253 amino acids)
Biological process (GO): ubiquitin-dependent protein catabolic process
Cellular component (GO): proteasome core complex, alpha-subunit complex; proteasome core complex
Source: RefSeq, a predicted model, not a curated record